UUUCUCAAAACACAACAAAUUCAUCUGCCUCUUCUUGUCUUGACGUCAACUGUUGCACAAAUCUCACUGAAACUACAGAAAAAAAACAAUGGCUACUCCAAUCAGAUUUGUAGCCUUAGCUCUCGUGAUCCUCUCGGUAUCAAUACUCUCCUCGUCUCUAGGAAGAGUUGUCACAGAAACAGAGACGAAGCGGAACGUGGCGGAAGUGCGGCUCAUGUACGAGCGAUGGCUCGUGGAGAAUCGGAAGAACUAUAAUGGUCUUGGAGAGAAAGAGAGACGAUGCAAGAUCUUCAAAGAAAACUUGAAGUUCAUAGACGAACACAAUUCUCUUCCGAAUCAGACUUUUGAAGUCGGGUUGACCCGGUUCGCAGAUCUAACAAAUGAUGAGUCAGCUAUUUACUUGAGGAAGAAGAUUGAGAGACCUAAAGAUUUCAUGAAAGCUGACAGAUAUUUGUACAAAGAAGGAGAUAUUUUGCCUGAUGAAAUCGAUUGGAGAGCGAAAGGUGCAGUUGUACCAGUCAAAGAUCAAGGAAACUGUGGAAGUUGUUGGGCGUUUUCUGCGGUUGGAGCAGUGGAAGGGAUAAACCAGAUCAAGACCGGAGAAUUGAUAUCUUUGUCAGAUCAAGAACUCAUUGACUGUGACAGAGGCUUUGUUAACGCUGGAUGUGAAGGUGGUGUCAUGAACUAUGCUUUUGAGUUCAUUAUUAACAACGGUGGUAUUGAGUCAGAUCAAGAUUACCCUUAUACCGCCACCGAUCUUGGCGUGUGCAAUGCCGAUAAGAAGAACAACACUCGUGUUGUUAAGAUCGAUGGUUACGAGUAUGUUGCUCAAAACGAUGAGAAGUCUUUGAAGAAAGCUGUUGCUCAUCAACCUGUUGGUGUUGCCAUUGAAGCCAGUAGCCAAGCUUUCAAGCUUUACAAAUCCGGUGUGUUUACAGGAACAUGUGGAAUAUAUUUGGACCAUGGUGUGGUAGUGGUUGGGUAUGGAACCUCAAGUGGUGAAGAUUACUGGAUCAUUCGUAAUUCAUGGGGAUUGAAUUGGGGAGAAAACGGUUAUGUUAAGCUCCAACGUAACAUCGAUGAUUCAUUUGGGAAAUGCGGUGUAGCAAUGAUGCCUUCUUACCCGACCAAAUCAUCAUUCCCAUCGUCAUUUGAUUUUUUGUCUGAGAUUUGAUUUGACUUGAUCUUCCUGUAAAUGAUUAAGAACUAAUUUCAAUAUUUUACUACAUAAUUCAAUAUUGGGUCAAGUCAAGUAUAUAUUUGAAAGCCCUCACAACAUGUUAAGGUUAAUGAAGAUUUCAAUCUUAUCUUGUAUUUGAACCUUUUUGGCAGCACAAUCUAAGUCGAGAAAGAAAUGCGAUGCUGAUGGUUUUGGUUGUUGUCACAUGCUCUGUUUUUUUUGCUUUAUGUAUGUCAGCUGCCACAGUUCCUCUAUAAUAUAAUCUAUAUUCAAUAUCCAUUUUCAUUGUGUGGAAUUGCAUGAGUGCUCUAUAGUUAGUCAAAAACUGCAUGAUCAAACAAUUGUGAGGCGGAUAUAGAAGCUUGUUUGUCAAGGCAUUGUAGUAUAUAUCUAUCCAAGUCUUUGUUUGCCAUUUCAGUAAUCCCCUGGCCCAAAUGGAUUUGCUUGAUCAUUUAUCAGAUAUUUCUACGAAGUAGUAUUAUUGUAAACACCUGAAGUAGCCAAAGCCAUUUGUUUUUUUUUUGCGGAUCCAAGACCAAGAGAAAAGUUAGCUUAAUCACCCAUAAAAAAUAUAAGUACAGCUUUAAGAACGAAAUUGAAUAUUUACAUCAUAAUCCAAUGGGCUUCCAUAUAACUCCAGUCUUAUAUCAGCACUUGGAGAACUUGUUUAGC
Molecule: messenger RNA, 1852 nt
Organism: Arabidopsis lyrata subsp. lyrata
Lineage: Eukaryota; Viridiplantae; Streptophyta; Magnoliopsida; Brassicales; Brassicaceae
Product: probable cysteine protease RDL2
Cellular component (GO): lysosome
Molecular function (GO): cysteine-type endopeptidase activity
Source: RefSeq, a predicted model, not a curated record